Messenger RNA from Anopheles stephensi (Asian malaria mosquito), 805 nucleotides. Its product is annotated as glutathione S-transferase 1-1-like. The record is from RefSeq and is a predicted model, not a curated record. Gene Ontology annotation, molecular function: glutathione transferase activity. The transcript is spliced from 2 exons. Gene Ontology annotation, biological process: glutathione metabolic process. NCBI's taxonomy places the organism in Eukaryota, Metazoa, Arthropoda, Insecta, Diptera, Culicidae. The coding region runs from base 83 to 727 and encodes 214 amino acids.
CUCGAGUGACACUGUCGUUCAGUUGCUGCCACACUUGAUUAGGUACGUUCCGUGUGCUCCGGUCGCAAACCUCUUCGUCGGUAUGGAUUUCUAUCAUCUUCCUCUUUCGGCCCCGUGUCAGGCAGUGCGCUUGGUUGCAAAGGCGCUCAAGCUGCACUUGAAUCUGAAAGAGCUCGAUCUGCUGAGCGGUGAGCAUCUGAAGCCAGAGUUCCUGAAGAUUAACCCGCAACACACCAUCCCGACGCUGGUCGACAAUGACUUUGUGCUGUGGGAAUCGCGAGCGAUCCUGACGUACCUGUGCGAAAAGUAUGGCCAAAACGAUGGCCUCUACCCGAAGGAUCCGAAGAAGCGCGCGAUGGUGAACCAGCGGCUGUACUUCGACAUGGGCACACUGUACCAGCGCUUCUCGGAAGCCUUCUACCCGGUCAUGAUGGAGGGCAAGGAGCUGAACCCCGAGAAAGUGCAGAAGCUGGACGAGGCGCUCGAAUUUUUGGAAACUUUCCUCGACAAGACAGCGUUUGCGGCGGGUGAUAAGCUGACGGUGGCGGACUUGAGCCUGCUGGCAAGCAUCACCACUAUCGAUGUGACUGCCGCUCAUGACCUCAGCAAGUACGCGAACAUUCAGCGUUGGUACGGCCAGCUGAAGGAGUCCGUCGCGGGACACGAAGAAAUUUGCGUUGAAGGUGCGCACAAGUUCCGGGAAGCGUUCAACGCCAUCAGCAAGUGAGUCGCUCGGCCACCCAACAACCCAACAACGACAACGAUGGUGACAAUAAAAAGUGAUUCGCGAACUAAUUUGUCGCAC